GUGCUGGACCUUCAUAACCUUUAAUCAAACCCUACAACCUUACUCCGCCAUCUUGAAAUUUGUUUCUAUUUUCUGCUGACGUCACCUUUCUUUUUCUGCUAUCCGACUUUUGUGAAGCUUUUGGUUUGCUUUUCUUGUCUUGUUUUAGAUAUUUUAAUUUCAAUUAAUGUCAAUUAUCGAACGAGAAUAAAUAUGAACACCAUUUACGUACGAUGCCCUACGAUGACCACGCAGUCGCUGCACCAGCAGUCCCUGUAUCAUCAUCGCAAUGGCAACGAGGUGUUUGUGCAGGAGCAAUUCUCGCAGAGGGAGUUCAUUACCCAACAUAUACAGCCAACCGUGUUCGUAAAUAGUCCGGGUCCUUUUGGUACCCAUGUUGCGGCACCGGCACGGCCACCCGUGGCAUACGAUGCGUACUCGAGUCAAUUCGCCUUUAGGCCGACAGUUAGGGGGCCACCGCCAGUCGGUUAUUAUUGUGUCAAUGGGUGUGUCAAUGCAGUGGCAGCCUCUUCGAGUGGGCGGUAUUUUUGUCAUCCAGAGCAACGACCUUGCCCCUAUCCGUCCGGAUUCAGCGGCCCCACCACACAAGAGAGCUAUGGGACCUAUUCGUCCGAUUCCAGCUCGUCACCACCGUCGACGUAUUAUAUAGCUUCCCAGACCCAAACGACACCCAUCAUGUGCACAGAUGCAGCCACUCAGUCGAACAUGGACUUGGAAAAGCUUGCUGGAUCCAAGGAAAUGCCUCAGAACUUUUCCAUGGACUCCGAAAAGUACGUAGAGUGGUGGAGUAUCUUCGGUCCAUUAAUGUUUUGUCGUUGGUGUGUCUUUCCAUAUAUCUAUAGCCCUGAAGCAUCAUCGACCUUCAUUUCGAUGGUACGUUGGGCUGCGAACUUUAAAAAUAAACUGGUCGAUGCCCAGGGCGAACGUCGUAACUCGGAGAUGAAGCUACCGGAUAAGCAUAUGUCGGACAUCAUUCGAUUGGCUAUCCAUGGCAGCAAUAUAUCUGAAGCUGUGGCCAAUACCCACAGCACUCGUCCGUGCUUCAAGAAUAUCGACACUUUGUGUGUCCGCCUCAAGCAGGAUCUGUUGCGUGUGGAUGGUGUGCUGGCCAACAUUAAUUCUCAGGGGAUUGCCUGGGCUGUAAAGGAUUUCAUCUUCUUAUUUACACGCAUCAUGAGUGCUUGGACCAUACUGAAGAGCUAUCUAUACAACGAUACGGAUGGCAUUAAGAAAAUCAUUGAUAUAUUGCCAAUGGGCUUUAUGCAGGUCUUUAAUACCUGGCAAUUGGCCACCAUACCAAUGAUUGAUAUGGUCAUUCAAAGCAUUGUUAUCCUCGAUGCGGGUGCGCGUCCAAAGAAUGCAUAUAGCGGUAAUGGCGGCGGCGGCGGCGGCGACGAUAAUAGUCCUCCUGGUGGAAAUCGUGGCGGUCAUAGCCCCACUGAUGGUGGCAGACAUAGCUCUCGAAGCCGUCAUAGUCCUCCCAAUGGCAAUCGAAGCCGACAUAGCCCUUCGAAUAGCAAUCGAGGGCGUUUUCAGAGCGGGGAUUCACCGUCCCACUAUGGCAGUGCCAACUGUACACCUCGCCUGGAUAAACCCCCCACUGUUGAGCAGGGGGCUGAGGCAGGAGCCGAGGCAGCUGCUCCGAUUAACAAACCUAAGAGCUAUCAGAAUCUCAUUGAUAUGUACACGAUGGUCGAAAACUCUGAGGAUACGCAGUGCCAUGUCGAUGCGAAUGGAACUUAUUUGAAGGCUGGCACCUAUCAGCCGCCGCAGAAGGAACAAAAGACGGAAACAAAACCAACCACGUCAGCAUUUUUGAUGCGCAUGCCACCAGGAUUUACGCCAAUGCCACAUCUGCAGGGAAAGUCCAAUAUAACGGUGGCCGUGGCCAAGCCCAAAGCCAUGCAGGAUUCGGCUGAAACUAUGCGCAAGCAAAGGACCAUUCCUGAAAACGCUCCUCAUUUCAUUGCUAUGGGCAAUGCUUUGCCCAUUUAUUAUAGGAUGACUGACAAUGCUAAUCUGCCCUCAAAGCCAAUGCCAGAUCUUCGUUCGGCUGUGAAGGAUGCUGCACCGGCCAACCUAAAAAAUGCGGAUGAUACAGAAAACGCCAAGCCCAAUCCCCUGCUGGAAAUCGAUCCUUAUGUGCCCUGCUAUGGUCCUAGUCCUUCGAGUCUACCAUCGACACCUGAACUAGAGACCUGUGCGAUGGGAAAUGAUGUUGCAGACACACCGUGGGAGGAAAAUGCUAAUCAGGAACUUUAUCCUUCUCCGGAAGCAGGGCCAAUGACUAAUCCGGAGACUAUAAAGAAAAGUCACGAUAAAGUAGAUGAAGUAGCGGUGAAAGAAUUGGAACCACAGUAUUUCGAUAAGAACACCAAAGUCCAUAAUCAGCUGAUGCUGGAUCUUGAACCAUAUGCCUCAAUGCUGCGCCUGGGACCCUAUGUGGCGACCGACAGUAUGCUAAAUAUUAAGCACUUUAUGAAUCUCUACAGUCCCAUCAACACCGAGGUCACACGUAAUCUAAUCGAGCUAAAGGAGCGCGUCCUGGAACUUAAGAACGUGGCGCAUUUCUUUCAAAAGCAGUUUAUUCUGAACUAUUAUCCACAUUUUUUUCGACAGUGUCACGGUGAUUUCAUUGAUCUAAGAGAGAUUAUACUCAAUUGCGAGAGCGGAAUAUAUCAUCAUACCUAUCAGGCUGUGCAUGAUCUACGACGUAUUGUAUUUGUGGCCCGUUGUUAUCUGAAGUAUUUCCAUUUGAGUGUUAUUUCUGAUUUUCUGCUGCUCCAGGAAGAGAAACAAAACAAUAUGUUACGCGGUAUCCCAAGGUAUAUAUCAACAAAAGGCUUAGCAACUAUGUCGACUCGUACGAGUCAUCUGUGUUCGAAAUGUUGUCCAAGCCACCGCAUCAGCCGCAUGAACAUGAUCAUAUUAUUGGCAUACCAGGCGAGAAGGUCUUCAACUACGUGAUAUUGUAAGUGGGAGCGGGGAAAAACCAAAGCGCCGUUGAAAGUUAUGAAUUUUAGUUAAGCUUAGUUUAUAUUAUUUUAUUUUAAUUUAGUUUGUGUGGUUUGUGGUUUUUUAUUUGAAAAAAGUAAAUUAAAAUUGCACAGUUAUUUAAGUUAAUUAAUUCAAAAUUUAAAAGCAACAAAAUUUCUUUAAAGCAUGCCCAAAUGUAUACUGAAAAUUUUCACUCUUUUAUAUUGCUUGUCAACGUUAUAGUUUUUCAAUUAAAACACGCGUUUACACUAAGGGUAAAAUUAUAAAAUGUAUAGAAAAAUAUAUAUUAAUUAUACUAAGACAUGCGUCCAAAGACCGUUAAACCAAAGAAUAUCGAGGUGGAUCGCGUGAAUUCUGCACUCGCGCAACUAUUCGUGCAGACCCUCUUUAAAUAUUUCUUUCAGAAUAUAUUUCAAUUUAAAGGUUCGAAAAAUUCUUUUAAAUUGUUGGGCCAAACAGUCCAAAAGAGAGCCAUUGAAACGAAUCAGUCAUAAGCUGAAAAAACUAACACAGAGACUCGCUAUUCCUGGAUCAAUAUAAGGAUCAACAUGUCGCGUCACGAGGGCGUGACUGUACGCGAUCCACCGCGCUUUUCUUUGAUUUACCGACCGGUCUUUUAACAAACUU
Molecule: messenger RNA, 3624 nt
Organism: Drosophila miranda
Lineage: Eukaryota; Metazoa; Arthropoda; Insecta; Diptera; Drosophilidae
Product: protein mitoshell-like
Exons: 5
Coding region: 193-2967 (924 amino acids)
Source: RefSeq, a predicted model, not a curated record